Dujonia railenensis is the source of this 4263-nucleotide messenger RNA. The record is from the annotation of a GenBank genome assembly. NCBI's taxonomy places the organism in Eukaryota, Fungi, Ascomycota, Pichiomycetes, Serinales, Debaryomycetaceae.
AUGGUCAAAUCUCAUAGAAAUAGAAGGUCUUCUUCUCGAUCCUCCAUGGAGAGAAGAGGGUCCGUUUCCUCUGUUAGUUCCUCAGUAAGUGAUUUGCUAGUGGAGGAAAACAACUAUGAAAUGUACUCUGGUGCACCAUCUGAAGUGAUUCCAUCCUCCAUUUCAUCAUUACAUUAUCCACAUCGUUUUGGAAGAUUUGGUAGCCGGCAGAACUCCACCAUUUCAGGAGAGGCCUCUCCUUUAUUGAAUGCGGCACCUGAUCCAACAGAAGGUGGUGAAUUGUACUCCAUUAGAUCUAAUGCUACCGCCAACUCAGCUGAAUCUCCAUUAGCGGGAAGCGCUGGUGAAGGAGGGUUUAAGUUCUUCUCGGCAGAUGAAAUCGAAACUGCUCAAGGUGGUUCUACCAUUGAGAACCCGGAUGACCGUGUUGAUUAUAACACCAAUUGGGACUAUUCGAACUACAAAUUUGAUAACGACGAUGAGAACGAAGGAUUGUUGUCAGCCCCCCAUCGUUCGAGCCAGCUAAGCGAGAUUCUUUUGAAUCAACAGCAUCAGCAACAACAGCAUCAAGGAGAGGAGCGUAUGGCAGCAGGCAGUAGAGAUCGAAUUCUGCCCACACCUUCAAAUCAAGAUGAUAGUAGCUAUGGCUCCAUGAAUUCAACCAAUGCCAGAUUUGAAAGAAGAAACAAUAGAAGAUUCUCCAAUGAUUCUGAUAAAAGCAGCAACCCCGAUGCUGAUAGCAAUGGGUCAUUAAACUUCCAAAAGCUGAACGGUGGUGACGACUACUACUAUUAUAACGCAUUCAAUCCAAAAUUAGACUAUCAAAGAUACUAUUUGGCUGAAGAAGAUUUGGUCAUUGGUAUUGCUGGGUACAAGACCAAGAUCUUGAAGCAAACGAUAUUCUACUUAAUAUGUAUUUGUACUUUUGGGUUGGGGUACCUUGUGUUUAGAUGGUUUCCCAGAUAUAGAAUCAACUUUUUGGGUGAUAGAACGCCUUUAGGUUUGGCCGAUUGGGUGGUUAUUGAAAACGAAUUCGGUGAGUUAAUUAUAAUUGACAUUAACAAACAGAGAUUGAAUGAAAGAUUGUCCAGUUUCUUAGUAUUACCCGAUAAAAAUGUGGAGAAGGACGACGAUAUUCUUGAAGUGGGACAUGAAGGAGUUGAAAUAGAAGCUGAGUCGGAAGUUGUUGAUCCAACAAUUCCUUACCUUCAUUCCUUCACAUAUAGGUACAUUAAGUUUUUCUACAGUCCAGUUGAAGAUAUAUUCAGAACAAAUUCGAAUUGGUAUGACAAUAGCUGGCUUAGUUUGAAACAUACUGGAGAUGGUGUCUCUCAAGCGCUUCAUGAGCAAAGAAUGCAGAUUUUUGGGGAAAAUAACAUUGAUAUCGAAGAGAAGACUAUUUUUCAAUUGUUGGUGGAUGAAGUUUUACAUCCAUUUUAUAUGUUUCAGGUGUUUUCCAUCUUUUUGUGGUUGGCUGACGAUUACUACUACUAUGCAUCAUGUAUUUUCAUCAUAUCCCUCGUAUCGGUAGCAAAUACCUUAGCUGAGACAAAGUCUACUAUUCGUAGAUUGAAGCAAAUUUCAAAAUUUACUUGUGAGAUCAGAGUUUGGAGAAACCAUUUCUGGAAGCAAAUAGAUUCCAAUGAAUUGGUGCCAGGAGAUGUAUUUGAAGUUGAUCCUUCUUUGGCAGUAGUACCAUGUGAUGCAUUAUUGAUUAAUGGAGAAUGUGUAAUUAACGAAUCCAUGUUAACCGGAGAGAGUGUGCCAGUUUCUAAAGUUGAAGCCAACCAGGAUACUUUAGACUACUUGAAGGAGAAUUUUACUUCUCCUGUUUUAGCAAAGUCAUUUUUAUACAAUGGUACUAAACUUUUGAAAAUGAAGUCUCACAAUGAAGAACCUGUCACUGCAGUAUGUAUCAAGACUGGAUUUAAUACUACGAAAGGUUCACUUGUUAGAUCAAUGCUAUUCCCAAAGCCGGUUGGAUUCAAGUUCUACGAAGACUCUUUUAAAUAUAUCGGGUUCAUGGCAAUAAUUGCAGCUUUAGGGUUCAUUUAUUCUACUUAUAACUUUAUUCAAAUAGGAUUGGAUAAAAAGGUUAUGGUCCUUAGAGCGUUAGACAUUAUUACUAUCGUCGUGCCUCCUGCAUUACCAGCUACGUUAACUAUUGGUACUACAUUUGCUAUUAACAGAUUGAAAGCCAAACAGAUCUUUUGCAUUUCCCCAACCAGAGUAAAUGUUGGAGGUAAAAUUGAUGUAUUCUGUUUUGAUAAGACUGGAACAUUGACUGAAGACGGUUUGGAUAUUUUAGGUGUUCAUGUUGCUAACAAUGCCACUGGUAGAAAAGAGAUUAUUUUUGAAGAUUUAAUUCCAGAAGUAAAGCAAUUGACAAAGAGUGUUGAUACUGGGAAGCAUUCGACGAAUAAUAAUAAGUUCUUACUUUCAUGUAUGGCAUCAUGCCAUUCAUUAAGAUUAAUCGACGAUGAGUUACUUGGUGACCCACUUGAUGCAAAGAUGUUCGAAUUUACCAAGUGGAAUUUUGAAGAAAACUAUGUAAGUAGCUCAGGGGCAACUUUUCAAAGAGUUUAUCCAAAUGCUGGAAAUGACGGGUUUAUCACUUUAAAAGAAUAUGAGUUUCUUGCAGCUUUAAGAAGGAUGUCCGUAUUGGUGAAAGAAGCUAAUGCAUUUCACGACGAGGACUAUUACGUUUUUACAAAAGGAGCACCAGAAGUUAUGUCCGACAUAUGUGAUAAGGAAUCGUUACCUACAGAUUAUGACCAGAUUCUACACCACUAUACCCAUAACGGUUUUAGAGUCAUUGCUUGUGCUUACAAGAGCUUAAAGAGGAAAGAUAUAAGCAUGAAAGCUUUACCUGGAAGAGAUGACAUUGAAAGGGACUUAACCUUUGCAGGUUUUAUUAUUUUUGAAAAUAAAUUGAAGGGCUCAACUAAGGCAACUUUGGAUACCUUAAAUAAGGCAAAGAUUAGAACAGUUAUGUGUACAGGUGACAAUAUCUUGACUGCUAUUAGUGUCUCCAAGGAAUGUAAUUUGGUUGAUCAAGAUACUAAAAUUUAUAUCCCCACAUACGAGGAAGGAUCAAACAUCACCAACUUGGUUUGGCAAGAUGUACAUAAUUCUGAGAAUAAAUUGGACUCAAUUACAUUGACCCCCCUUCACAUUGAUCAUAGAAGUGAACCUGAGGAUUAUAAAUUGGCAAUCACUGGAGAUGUAUUCAAGUAUUUGCUUACCGAGGUUCAAUUAACUUCAGUGACUCAAAAGGUCCUCAUGUCUUGUGACAUUUUCGCUCGUAUGUCUCCUGAUGAAAAGCAUGAAUUGGUUGAACAAUUACAAAAGAUUGAUUAUACUGUUGGAUUUUGUGGUGAUGGAGCUAAUGAUUGUGGUGCUUUGAAGGCAGCUGAUGUCGGAAUUUCACUCUCUGAAGCGGAAGCAUCAGUGGCAGCACCUUUUACAUCUCGUUUAUUUGAAAUAUCCUGUGUCUUAGAUGUAAUUAAGGAAGGUAGAUCUAGUCUUGUUACCAGCUUCUCCUGUUUCAAGUACAUGUCUCUAUACUCAGCCAUUCAAUUUGUGACAGUUUCCAUCUUGUAUAAAACUGGUACAAAUUUGGGUGACUUUCAAUUUUUGUACAUUGAUAUGUUUUUGAUUUUACCAUUAGCAAUUUUUAUGUCAUGGUCAAAGCCGUAUGAAAAGAUUGUUAUCAAAAGACCUACAGCUAACUUAGUAUCGCCAAAGGUACUUAUUCCAUUGUGCUGUAAUAUUUUGGUGAUACUAAUUUUUCAAGUCGGCCUAUGGUUUGCAGUUCAAGAAGAGCCUUGGUACAUUAAACCAGUUCCAGGCUCAGAUGAUGCUGUCCAAUCAUCCGACAACACUGUCUUGUUCUUAUUUACCAAUUUCCAAUACAUCUUGAUUGCAAUUGUCUUGAGCUCAGGUCCUCCUUAUAGAGAGCCUAUGAAUAAGAAUAUUCCCUUCUUGGUUAAUGUUGUCGUUGCUUGCUUGUUGUCGGCCGCUUGCUUCUUAAUUGAGGGCGAUUCUUGGUGGGGAAACUUUAUGCAAUUGACCGAUAUGCCUACUUUUUGGUACUGGAUAAUUGUACUCGCUGCGGCUCUCAAUUUAGCUGUGAUGUUAUUAGGUGAAAAGUAUUGGUUCGGUAACUUGGCCAGGGUCUACAAGAGAGUUUUCAAAAGAAAUGCAAAGAGCAGGAAGUUGUUCAAGAACUUGAAUAGAGAAUUUGAAAGUAGAGAAGUUUAG